Molecule: messenger RNA, 7130 nt
Organism: Porites lobata
Lineage: Eukaryota; Metazoa; Cnidaria; Anthozoa; Scleractinia; Poritidae
Source: the annotation of a GenBank genome assembly
AUGUCUUGCAGGUACUUCCUGAUGGCUUCCACUCCUACGGUAGCCAAAUCUACGAAGGAGAACACAAAUUAUGCUCGCCUCUGCCGUCUCUUGGUCGAUGGGGGUACCAAAGCCUUAAGGCACGCCUUUGACACCUUUCACCCUCCAGCAGACCUAUAUAGGGAUUUACAUGUAACACACCAUUUGAUACUGCAGUCCCUUAAGAAGAGGAGAGUUCUGAAUCCCACACAAUGGGGUAAGCUGUAUCCUACUACUCCUGCAGCUGUAAAAUCAGAGGACUUUGACAUUACACUAUUAAUGGUGCUGCUUAGGAACAUCUGUGGUCUGACUGCCCCUGUCACUGGUUGGGACAGUCUUCCACCUGCUUCAGACAUGAGUGUUGUGGGUAACAUAGCCAGAGUGAAGUUCUAUAGGAACUCGGUCUAUGGGCAUGCCAGCCAGGCGUCUUUGGACGAUCCAACUUUCAAUACCUUGUGGCAGGAGAUAAGUACCGCACUGGUUGCACUUGGUGUAGAUGCAGCCGCUAUCAAUAAAUUGAAAACUGAAACUAUGGAUCCAGUCGGAGAGGAGCACUACAGAGAGCUAUUAAAGGAAUGGAAGAAAGACGAAGAUAACAUUAAGGACAAGCUUUAUAAAAUGGAAGGUAGGAAUGAAUGUUUUGAAUCAUCUGGUUUAAAUAAAUGUCAUCCCCACGGGAUUUACAGUACUCUUGAUGCAGUUAAAUGAUUGCAUUAAGAUGUGGGUGGGUUUUUAACUUGAAAUGGUCGAAAUUGAACUUGAUGACACAAUACUUACUAACCAAUGAAAUCUGAGGGGAUAUAACAAGAAACACUAGUGAUGUGGCGAGCAACAUGUAAUUUUUCGUUCCCUUAUCAACCUCCUGGGAAGAAUUAACAAAGAGUACACUAUAAGUAACUUAAUGAAGUCCAAAGUUUUCGGCGCGACUUACUCUCGACAUUCCUCGGGUACAGUUAGAAACGACCUCAAAGACAUUUAAGGUGAAAUAGGAAAUGCCAGGGAGAUGCUGAACACUACAACCGAAAAUGAAGAUACGUUUCCACUAGAUAACCUUUAAACUGGCUUUAGACAAAGUCUCUUCGAUCUAGUCUGCAUAUAGCACGUGGAAUUGCAGUCAUUGUAUCUAAAGGGCUACCGUUAAAUCCCGCUUUAUUUAAGACGGAUCGUGAGAAAAGUUACGGGGUGGGUGUUUAGGCUUUGUUUAAACUAUACCGGAUUGAUAGCCUUUGCGCCGGUAGGAAACCCAUACCGGAUAGAACUUCCGUUCAUACAUAUAAUAACCGUGAUUCUGGCGCGAUUUCUGUAACGGAGCGAAGUUGCGCCAAGUUGAUCUCGUAAGUGGAAACAGAUGAAAAACGGAAUAGAAAACAUCAGCAAGACCCUAGAGACUUUUAAAAUUUGUCGGACCAAGAAGAAAGGUCAGUAAUCCCAUCUAUAACCAGGUUUUUAUAUUUCUUUUCCAAGUGCUACUCUCAUUUCAAAAGCAACAAGAUUACCCAUGGGAAGUCCAAGUAUUGCAACCAUGGAGGAAAACAAAAAAAAGUGUAGAAUUACUUACUUCUCCCUGUUAAUUUCGGUCACAUCAGUUCGUCGCUUUUAAAAGUGCUAAUACCGUAUCUUUGUUUCUCUGAAGGCAAACAGUAAAAAGGGAGAGAUUCUUGUUAGAUCACACCCCUUUUAAGCAGUUAAACUCCAGCUUAUUUUUGGCAGAUCAUUAGUGAUCAUUAAGUCUAGGAGUCUUUGAGAUGAACCUUAUCUAGUCAAGAAAAUCCUUUGGUCAUCUUACGCAGCAGAAACGUCGGUACCAACAGCACAAAUAUCAAUUAAUUUUAAUAUUGUCUUAUCAUAGAUGACAUCAGAGUCAAACUUGACCAGCUUGACCAGUCCAUGGAGCAAAUGAAAAAUGAAUUGGCAGACAAAAUUAACACACUGGAGCAGAUGAAAAGUGGACUAAAGGAUAACGUAGGAGGCACGUCAGAGCAAAUGGAAGAUAUCAAGAAUAUUCUAUCAACUUUAGCGACGUGCAGAUUUGAUGAAGGUUAGCCUUUACGCUUGCCUGUUUCUCCAAAAUUUAUCCCCCAUUUAUUUUUGAUUAACCGAAAAAAAGGGAGUUUAAAAUAACCUUUAACAGCUAAGUCUAUGUCGAUUUAGUUCCAGGCAAGUAAUUUUCACCAACUCAACAUAUCUUCUUUUUUAUGCGCUUCCGCACGACGAGGACUGUGGGAUAUGAGAAUACAGGAAUGCUUAGUGACACUUGCUCUCUUGUUGCCGUUUUUAAACUUUUAGAAUGUCGAUCACGCGUAGAUGAUAUAAGAUUGACAGAAUAAAGACUAAAUCAACUACAACGGUAUUCCACAACAGAAGUCAAGUAGUAACUUAAAUUCAGGAUAUUUGUAUUUAAGCUGAAUUUUGUAUCAAGUGACAUUAUGUUUUCUCUUUAUGCAGAGCAAAUGAAAAACAACCUUGAACAGAUGAAAGGUGACAUACUGGAAAAUAUACGCGAGCAGUUGGAUACUUUGAUUACAGAAAUGCUAGGUAGGAACUUUUGCAAGCAACUUUUGGGUACAAGCAACCUAGGACAAACCCGCGGUGCAACAAAAGGGUGUUAAUUAGCAGCUCACUUUCUGUUUUGAUUUUGUUCCAGCGUUUUCGAAACCUCUUUUUGUCUUUAAAUAAAUGGCCAAGACUUGCUCUCCAAAAUAAGGUUUGACGGACUCGUAGGUUACGUCUAGGAAGGGUCAAAAUAGCAUCAGAGUUGAUCCCUAUCUUGGAUGUAUAAGAGCUCAUAGACGGGUUAAGAAUUUUUUCCUCUAUAGGAAAAGUAUGAAUUCUUAAAGAUUUAGUUCACGUAACAUCAUGGUAGGUAGUUGUCACGGAUUGUUGCUAAGAGAUAGACUCGAGAGGUCGUGACAUGUAAAAAAAGCUGUAAGAAACUAAAAAUCUUAAAAGGCUUGUAUUCAACAAGCUCUAAGAGUACAGACCAUGCAUGGAUAAUCGUUGCCGAUUUGUUGACAGGCAAGUCUAACCAACCUAUGAAUGUAAAAAAAAGCUCGAAAAAUACCCACAUUAAAGAUGUUUGAGAGACUGCUUGUAUUAUUCAAAUACUCAUGGAGCAAUUUUAUUCCUCAGCAAAAAUUGCAGAGACUUUUGACGAGAUGGAAACUAAAAUGAAAAACAAGUUGGACACCUUGAAGAUAGAAGCGCAAAGAGAAACUGAAGAAGGUAAGAGAGCGUUGAGCGUUGAUCAAUUCGUUUACAGUUCAUUUAUAUAAUAUUUUUGAUAUUUUAACGUUAAUUCACUUUUAUUGAAAGCGUGAAGUUUGAGGUCCAUUUCUCAGUGAGUGGGCAAAAAGGUCAUAAGAGUACUUCUGUGAAAGGUUUCGACCCAGGAGUCAUUUCAAAAGUAGGUUGAGUUUGAUCGUCUAGGUUAACAUAGUCCUGAAUAGGACUGUUGUUGUUGACAGUGACUGACGUUUCUACACUGUGCGGUCGUCAUCUUCAGAGUCAAAGUGAGUUGUAUCACGUCAGUUGAUGGUAUUGUACUCUGGUUAUUGAUCUGAUUGGUCAAUUACGUCGCGAUGUUAUUGGUCGUCUGUCAGUUAAGCCGUGGUGUUAUUGGCUAUGAAGACUCGUAAUCAGUAAUUGGUGCGUUUCGAUCCGUCUAUUUGAUAAUCCGUCUGUUGGUGUUUCGAUCCGUGUAUUGUCACAUCCGUGUAUUGACAAGAGUACUUCUGUAAUGGACAAAGAAAUAGAUUUGCACAAAUUUGUUCUUGGCAAAUAUGUAGCAAGAUGAGAAAACGUAGGAGUAAAUCUAGGGAAAAGAUGGUAAAUGCCACAUGCAAUGUGGCAUUUAUCAUCUUUGCCCAGAUUUACUCCGCAGAACUUUCACAUUUUUGCGACGUAUUUGCCGAGAGCAAAAUAAUUUGUGCAAAUCUUUUUUUUCGUCCAGCAGCUUGCUAAUGCUUUGGUGUCAUGAAAAGGUCUUAUAAUUAGUUCCGUUUUCUUAUCAGACCGGCUAAGGGUUUGGUCUUACUUUGAGAUGUAUUUCUUUUACUUUUAAACGGCCGUCUAGAGUUAAAGGUUUAAAAUGGCCGCUCUAAGGAACAUGGGGUCCCUGGUUGAUUAAGGGGAGCAGUUUUCAGUAUUUUACCAAGUUUAGACAUAAUCUCCCAUCUCUUGCUUGAUUUUCAGUUUGUAUGGAGGCAACUAAACAAAUCGAAAGUAUUCGUCAACUGUAUACAAGUCGAGAAGGAAGGCUUGCGCCCUUUUCUUGGUGUGAACACUUCUACUUUCAUCUUGACGAUAUAUUUACACGGCUCGUUAUGGUGAGCAAGGAGAAAGAAGCAAGGGGAACAGGAGCACGCAGAAAUCUUGAAUUUACCGAAAUAUUCCAAGCACAUAAAGAAUGCGAAGAACCGAAAAAAGUGUUAAUUGAGGGAAAGCCUGGUAUGGGAAAGACAACGUACUGCAAUAAGCUUGUUUACGACUGGGCCACAAAGAAAAACAAACCAGGAGGCUGUUUCCCGGAUUUUCAGUUAGUUCUAUUACUACGAUGCCGCGACAUUGACGUGCAGUCCAACCUUUGGGAUGCUAUUGAUGACCAGCUCCUUCCUCGUGGAAUUCAAUCAGAGGAUAGAGAGAAAUUUAUGAAGUUCAUUCAAAACAAUCAAUCAAAGGUUUUAAUGGUACUCGAGGGUUUGGAUGAGUUACCUAAAAGCAGACUGCCGGAGUUCAUUGCCGAAAUCAUUCAGGGUAGAAUGCUUCCCGGUUGUCACUUGGUAGUUACAGCGCGACACGAGGCUGGGAUACCUGUGGGAAAAGUCUGCGAUACUCUUCUGGAGAUUGAGGGAUUCAAUACUGAAGAUGUCAAAAACUUUAUAUUAAAAUACUUCAAAGGCAAGAAUGGUUUGUCCAGAAAGCUAUUGGACAAGCUCGAGAGCGAUAAUAGGCUCAGAGAGAUGUCGACAAAUCCUCUCAACACUGCACUACUUUGUCUUCUUUGUGAAGAUUUUGAUGGUGUUUUACCUGAAGGAAGAACUCAGCUGUACUUACAAAUAGUGCUCUGUGUUCUUAUGAGAUACAGGGAAAAGAAAGGCCUACCAGAAGAUAAUAAAGACCUAACUGAAUUAUACAAAGAUCAGUUGAAACACCUUGGCUCGAUAGCACUAAACGGGCUACAUGAGGAAUACAUGUACUUUGGUAAAAAGCAACUCGGGCAACAACAUAGUGACCUACCUGGAUUCGGAUUUCUUUCAGUUCAGCCGGGAAGCAAACUACGACCGUUGGAUGAGUGUUACGGCUUUACGCAUAAGAGUUUCCAAGAAUUUUUUGCAGGACAUUAUCUUUGGUGCCAGCUUGUUAGCCAAGAAAUCACCCCUCAAACAUUAGUCUGUGAGGCAAGAUAUUUCCGAAAUAUGCGACAGGUGCUACUAUUUACCUGUGGUUUGCUUGCCUUGCGAUCCGAAGAAAGUGUGGGAGCACUUAUAAGCGCCAUAGCGAGUGAAGUCAACAAAGGCGAUUUAACUGAAUUGUUGCCUGUUGCACUGGAGUGUAUUAAAGAGUGUAAAAAGGGAGACAGUAAUCUUCACUUGCAGCUUGCACGUACCUUUGGUUCACGUCUGACGGUGCAAAAAGCUUAUCUAGGGGGAGAACGGAUUGAUGUUGCUGCUGCUGAAGUGCUUGGUGCCGCACUUGAAACAAACACAACUUUGACAGAUUUGAGUUUGUCUCUCAAUAACCUUGGUCCUGAUGGUGCUAAGUCACUCGCUGACAUGCUUAAAACAAACACAAUUCUAACAGAUUUACAUUUGUCUGCCAAUGACCUUGGCCCUGCUGGUGCUGAGUCACUUACUGCGGCACUUGGUAAAAACACAACUCUAAAAAAUUUGGAUUUGUCGGCUAAUGAACUUGGGCCUGCCGGAGCUGAGUCAGUUGCUAAGGGGCUUGAGAAAAACAGAACUCUUAGAGCACUGAAUUUGUCUGGUAAUAACCUUGGCUCCUCUAGUGCGGAUUCACUUUCCACCGCCCUUGAAACAAACACAAGUCUCACGGCGUUAAAUUUGUCUGGUAAUAACCUUGGUCCUGUUGGUGCUCGGUCAUUUGCUGCUGCACUGAAAAUGAACAAAAUUCUGACGGAGUUGAAUUUGUCUGGCAAUAAUAUUGGUCCUACUGGUGUAGAGUCACUUGCCGCCAUCCUUGGUGUUGCUGGUCGGGAGUCACUGGCUGUCAACCUUACAACAAACAAAACUCUAACAAAUUUGGAUUUGUCUGCCAAUUACCUUGGUCCUGCUGGUGCUGAGUCACUUGUUGCUAUGCUAAUAACAAACAAAACUCUGAUCAAUCUGGAUUUGUCUACCAAUGGCCUUGCUCCCGCCGGUGCUGAGUCACUUGCCGCGGCCAUUGAAACAAAUACAACCCUGAAAGCAUUGAAUUUGUCUCGCAAUAACCUUGGUCCUACUGGUGCUGAUUCACUUGCAGCUGCGCUUAAAACAAACAGAACUUUGACAGGGUUGAAUUUGUCUGGCAACAACCUUGGUCCUGAAAGCGCUCAAUUAUUUUCCGUCGCGCUGGAAGCAAACAAAACUCUAACAGACUUCAAUUUGUCUAGCAACAACCUUGGUCCUGCUGGUGCUGCGUCACUCGCCACCGCGCUCGAAAUAAAUAAAACUCUCACAUAUUUAGAUUUGUCUUAUAUAAAUGACCUUGGUCCUGCUGGUGCUGAGUCACUUGCAGCUGCGCUUAAAACAAACAGAACUUUGACAGGGUUAAAUUUGUCAGGCAAUAACCUUGGUCCCACUGGUGCUGAAUCCCUUGCUGCAGCACUUGAAACAAAUGGAACUCUGACAAAGUUGAAUUUGUCUGACAAUAUCCUGGGUCCUUCUGGUGCCCAGUCUUUUGCUACCAUUCUUGAAACAAACGCCACUUUGACGGAUUUGGAUUUGUCUUACAAUGACUUUUGCCCCGAUAGUGAUAAGUUAAUUGCUGCCGCGCUUGAAAGGAGACUUACAAACCCAGCGAAAGUCAUGGCGGGGAAGCGUAAACUUUCUGGAUACACUUAUUUUGUUCUUCUUUUUCUUAUUUACUUCUUUUUAGUGGUUUGGUGCUACAAGUAG